Messenger RNA from Mirounga angustirostris (Northern elephant seal), 6581 nucleotides. It is a transcript of the gene MANEA, whose product is annotated as mannosidase endo-alpha. The record is from RefSeq and is a predicted model, not a curated record. NCBI's taxonomy places the organism in Eukaryota, Metazoa, Chordata, Mammalia, Carnivora, Phocidae. Gene Ontology annotation, molecular function: alpha-mannosidase activity. Gene Ontology annotation, cellular component: Golgi apparatus. Bases 206 to 1648 code for a protein of 480 amino acids. The transcript is spliced from 6 exons.
CGCGCGCCUUUUGGGAGGCGGGGCUGGAAGGGCUCGCGGCGGGGAGGCCGCGGGCUGUCUGCGCCCGCUCUCCCUCUCCUCUCAACCCCUGCGGCUCUGGCUGAAACGUCUGCUUGUGGCCGGAUUCCCAGACCCCGAUCUAUCUACCUACGCCUUUCCAUUUUCAUGGUUUUUUGUAUGGGAGUGGAAGAACUGAUGUGAUGGAAUGCAAGGAUGGGAAAGAGCUAAACAUUUACCAUUUUGGAGUUUAAAGUAUGUCAUCAUGGCAAAGUUUCGAAGAAGGACUUGCAUCAUUUUGUCACUUUUUAUUCUAUUUAUUUUCUCCCUGAUGAUGGGUUUAAAAAUGCUGAGACCAAAUAAAGCUACUUUCGGAGAUCCUUUUGGACUUGAACUUCUUCCAGUACUUCAUCAACAAACUCGCUUAGGGAAAAGCUUUGAUUCCCAAAACAAUGACAAAAUCAACAGUGAAACAAAUAACAAGAAUUUAAAAAGUGUUGAAAUCACUAUGAAGCCUUCCAAAGCCUCUGAACCUUACCUGGAAGAGCUGCAACCUCUGAAUUAUUAUUUACAUGUAUUUUAUUACAGUUGGUAUGGAAAUCCACAAUUUGAUGGUAAAUAUAUACAUUGGAACCAUCCAAUCCUGAAGCAUUGGGACCCUAGACUAACCAAGAAUUAUCCACAAGGGAAACACAGUCCCCCGGAUGACAUUGGCUCCAGCUUUUACCCUGAGUUGGGAAUUUACAGCUCUCGGGAUCCUUCUGUCAUUGAAACUCACAUGAAACAAAUGUACUCAGCUUCAAUUGGUGUACUAGCCCUAUCUUGGUACCCACCUGGUACAAAUGAUGAGAAUGGAGAAAAUACUGAUGACUUGGUACCGACUAUUUUGGAUAAAGCUCAUAAAUAUAAUCUGAAGGUCACUUUUCACAUCGAACCAUAUAGCAAUCGAGAUGAUCAAAACAUGUACAAAAAUGUCAAAUAUAUUAUAGACAAAUAUGGAAAUCAUCCGGCCUUUUAUAGGUACAAGACUAAGACCGGCACUACUCUUCCUAUGUUUUAUAUCUAUGAUUCCUAUAUCACAAAGCCUGAAAAAUGGGCCAAUUUGUUAACCACCACAGGGUCUCAGAGCAUCCGCAAUUCUCCUUAUGAUGCACUGUUUAUUGCACUUCUAGUAGAAAGCAAACAUAGAUAUGAUAUUCUACAAGCUGGUUUUGAUGGAAUUUACACAUAUUUUGCCACAAAUGGCUUUACUUAUGGCUCAUCAUAUGAGAAUUGGGCAAGGAUAAAAUUGUUUUGUGACCAGUUCAACCUAUUGUUUAUCCCAAGUGUGGGCCCGGGAUAUAUAGAUACCAGCAUCCGCCCAUGGAAUGCUCAAAACACUCGAAACCGAAUCAGCGGGAAGUACUAUGAAACUGCUCUGGGUGCUGCACUCCAUGCCCACCCCAGUGUGAUUUCUAUCACCUCUUUCAAUGAGUGGCAUGAAGGAACUCAGAUUGAAAAAGCUAUUCCCAAAAGAACCGGUAGUACAUUGUACCUGGAUUACCGGCCUCAUAAACCAAGUCUUUAUCUAGAACUAACUCGCAGGUGGUCUGAAAAAUACAGUAAGGAAAGAGCAACUUACGCAUUAGAUCAGAAGCUGCCUGUUUCUUAAUGCAUUAAUGAUUAUAGAAAUCACCUAAUUUUAGUAAGUACCUUUUAAGUAUAUACCAGUUGGUAGUUAUCCCCAUAAUAAAAAGAAUUUGUAUUUUUUAAAAAAAGGGUAAUAUCAUCAUUGCCACCCUUCACAAUGCUGCACUGAAAAAAUAUCAGAAAGAUUAUGCAAAUUACAUUCCCUGUGGCAUAAUAUGCUGAAUUUCUGACUGAAAUUCUACUUUGCUACUAAUUUUUAUUUCACCCAAAAAUGUUUGUGUUACUUAAAUCCUUCUUGUAUUCUGGGCUCAAAGAAAUAGAUUGUGUAUAUUUAAUAUGUCUAAUGAAGAAAAUAAGACCUAGAAGAUAGUGUACAUGUUUCAUUUAGAUUUUUUUCCAAUAAUUCAGUCAUCCAGAGUCAUAAAGUCUCCAAUAAAAAUUCUUAAGGAAAAUGAAAUCAUAACUUAAGCCUUACUGUGAAUCACAUUGUGUUAGGAAGGCCUGCUUUCUACAGCACAAUAUGCAUCAUCCUUUGAGGAUUUUUUUGAUUACAUAUAGCAUGCUAGGUGUUUUGCAUGUCUAAUGUAUCUGCUUUACAGUGCUGAAUUCCAGAUACUAGAAGCUGUGGAAAGUUCUUUCAUGCUUCUCUAUUAAGAAAACAUAGUUGGUUCAUAAUUAUGAAGACAGAAUGCCCAAAAUAUCAGUUUUUGGAUAACCUGUCAAUUUUUAACUUGUUAAUCAGAGACCAACUGUUAGUAUCAACCUUUUUCUUCCGUACCUAUCAUUGGAUUUCCUUAAUAUUUUAAGCUACUUUUACCAAAAUAAAUAGAGAAAAUUUACUUAGCAUCUUAGGAACAUGGAAAUGAAAAUUCUUUUAUAUCUUAAACUUAAAAGUCAAACUUCAGGAAUGAAUUUAACACAAUGAUGGCAAUAAUCUCGUUUAAAAGGCAAUAUAUCCCCAUGUAAAAACAUUAUACUUUCAUGGUAUCUAUCAGAUUCAAUACUUGUGAUCAGUUGUCAUAUUGUGACAAAUUAAUCCACCUCUAUGCUAAAAAUAAAUCUCUUUAAUAGAGUAUAUGUUAUCCUUCAGUUCUUAUAGUUAACUAGAACUAUAAAAUAUAUAUAUGCUAUUACAAGAGUAUUAUUUCUUAAAUUAUUUACUAAAGAGAAGCAAUAUUAAACAAUAAUACAUAUAAAUCGUCAGGUCUUAGUCAUUUUUCCAAAGAAGACAUCCAAAUGGCCAACAGACACAUGAAAAAGUGCUCAAUAUCGCUCAGCAUCAUCAAAACCUCAAUGAGAUACCACCUCACACCAGUCAGAAUGGCUAAAAUUAACAAGUCAGGAAACGACAGAUGUUGGCGGGGAUGCGGAGAAAGGGGAACCCUCCUACACUGUUGGUGGGAAUGCAAGCUGGUGCAGCCACUCUGGAAAACUGUAUGGAGGUUCCUCAAAAAGUUGAAAAUAGAGCUACCAUAUGAUCCAGCAAUUGCACUACUGGGUAUUUACCCCAAAGAUACAAAAGUAGGGAUCUGAAGGGCUACGUGCACCCCAAUGUUUAUAGCAGCAAUGCCCACAAUAGCCAAACUGUGGAAAGAGCCAAGAUGUCCAUCGACAGAUGAAUGAAUAAAGAAGAUGUGGUAUAUAUAUACAAUGGAAUAUUAUGCAGCCAUCAAAAGGAAUGAGAUCUUGCCAUUUGCAACCACGUGGAUGGAACUGGAGGGUAUUAUGCUGAGUGAAAUAAGUCAAACAGAGAAAGACAUGUAUCAUAUGACCUCACUGAUAUGAGGAAUUCUUAAUUGCAGGAAACUGAGUGUUGUUGGAGUGGGGAGUGGGGUGGGAGGGAUGGGGUGGCUGGGUGAUAGACACUGGGGAGGGUAUGUGCUCUGGUAAGCGCUGUGAAUUGUGCAAGACUGUUGAAUCUCAGAUCUGUACCUCUGAAACAAAUAAUGCAAAAUAUGUUAAGAAAAAAGAAGAACGUAGCGGGAGGGGAAGAAUGAAGCGGGGGAAAUCGGAGGGGUAGACGAACCACGAGAGACGAUAGACUCUGAAAAACAAACUGAGGGUUCUAGAGGGGAGGGGGGUGGGAGGAUGGGUUAGCCUGGUGGUGGGUAUUGAGGAGGGCACAUUCUGCAUGAAGCACUGGGUGUUAUGCACAAACAAUGAAUCAUGGAACACUACAUCUGAAACUAAUGAUGUAAUGUAUGGGGAUUAACAUAAGAAUAAAAUAAAAACAAACAAAAAAAAACAAGUAAUUUCCCACUGAUAAAAAAAAAAAAAACUUCAGGUCUUAGAGAUAUUCAUUCAGAAAUAAAGCAACCGUAGAAUUUAUCAUAACAUAGCCCAUCAGGUGAUGAAAUUUAUUUUAGCCAGUGAUUUUGAAGUAAAAAUCUUUUCUUUGAAAAGAGGCAUGAUUAAUGUUAAACUUAUUUAUAACUUAAGAAUUUGCCAUUUCUCAGAGAAUGAUCAGGCCUUGAGAAAUUAGAACAAUAGUAGUAAACUACUUUCUAGAGGAAGUUAUGAGACUAAAUCACUAUAAUGAUAUAACCAAGACUCUUCAUAGGAACAUUCAUACAAUAUAACCUGUGGAUUUUUUUUUUUCUUAUAUCCAUUUGGCCACUCUAUGUUAUCAUAGGCAUGACACAUUUAGAGUUUAUUCCUAAUAAUCACUUUUACCGUAUUUUAUUAAAUUUAGAGAAAUUACUACUACAGAGGAGUUCUUAUAAUUGCUUAUACUGUAUAUUUGAACCUACCGUGACAGAAAAUUUUAUGAAAUAGUUCUGAGAUUAAGAGAAUAAAAACAAGGUCAACAAAUACUCAAUGCGAAUACUACCACUUUCUAUCUUGCUCCCACUGCAGACAUAGAUAAUCUACUACAGCACUCUUUACCUCUGAAUUUUGUUGUGGUUCCUAACACAUUACUCCAACCAGCCAGUAAUGAUCAGAUUUCAAAGUAAGAUAAAACAAAUUUGUUCUCAAGGGAAGAAUGUUUGUUUGGAAUCUGAACUCAUAAUGGUUUAAGAAUUUAUAAUUAUAUGAAAAUCUGUGUCUUUUUGCCUGUUUUAAAAACUAGGAGGAAUUAUCUCAUUUCAUAAAUCUUCCUCAGGUAUUCAUUACAGUUGCCUUUAUCAUUUGACUUUUUAGAUCAUUAUCACAAGUAAAAGCAAAGAACUGAUUGCCUAAUUUAAACUGUUAGUGUAGUAUAUGCAAUGCAUGAAUCACAAUUCUUUUAUGGUUUAAUCAGUCUGUUUUGACUGUAUAGAAAACAACCUGUUUUACUGUUCCUAAUAUUAAGUUGUACGUUAACUAUUUUCUGUUUUAAAAGUAAAAGACUAUUUUGUUAUAUGGAGUAAUUAACUUUCAUUUAAUAAAAGCAUACAUGAAAUAGUGUAUCUUAGGUAUAAAAAUGUGUCCCUUUCUAUUUAUGAAAUAUUUGAGAUAUGUAGCACUUACAAAGUCUGUAUCUUUAACUGUAUAUACAUUUUUAAAUCUGUAAAUUUGUUAAACACACACAAAAAACAAAGGUUUUUGGGGGUGUGGGGGCAGAGAUGUUUUAUUUUUUUAUUCUUUGGGCAUAAUCAUACGUUAGCUCUAACUCCUUUGGGAGAUCUUACCCUAACAAGCCACCAGAGAAUCUACCAAAUUUAUAACCAUCACUUUUUCAAACUGAUUAGUUAAACAUGAUGACUGUUCCUGAACUCUGUAGUGCCUACAGAAAUAGCUCUUGAAAGUCUGUAUCUAAAUUUUGAAUUAAGGUCGAACACCCUUAUGUCCCAUAGUAUAGAAGCAAUACUAUUUAUGACUAGAAAAAUUCCAGUUAUUUUUAUAAAUAUCUGUAAUUUCAAAAUGGAAAAUAGACCUAGCCACAAGCAAAAAAGUUUUUUAGCUCAGAUAAAAUUUUAUGCUGACUUUGUUAUAUAUCCACAUAAAGUCUAAUUGUUAUUGUAUGCUUCCUAUUAGAUUAUUAUUCUUGAGAAUUCAAGUGCUACAUUGGCUUAAUUACUUUACAGAGACUCACUGUAGUCCAAUCAAAGAACUUAGCAGUAGUGCUAUUAUAUUUCAUCAAUGAAGAGAGGAACAUUUUUAAAUGUGGUUAGUUUCUGUUGUUACAUAAGUUAUGAUAUCAAAAGAAAAAAUAAAGAACUAGUAAGUAAAUGGUCACAGAUCUAAAAUUUAGUGAAGUUAAAACAUAGUAGCACUAUUUUGGAUGUUCUAGACUUCAUUUAAAAGUGUCUUAAAGUUUCUCAAUUUAUAUUAAAAAUUAGCCAUAAAUUUAAUCAUAAAGUUAAAGAGCCUUUCAGAAACUACCCCAUGAAAUAAGUACUUCAUGACAGAAGGCAAUGCUGUACUAUGGUUAGAUAAUUCUAUAUAUAAUUUAACCUAUGGUAUAUGAUUGUAUCUUCAUGCUUUGUUUUUGACUUUUUGAAAGAAUUGGUUAAUCUGAGCAAAGAUUAUAAAUAACAUGAAAUAAAGUGACUCUUUAGCUAUUCAAUUACAUUUAAAAUAUAUUAAUUAUAAUUAUGUUCAUGCAUAAAAGUGUGAGUCAGUUUUUAAAAAGCCAUUAUGAAAACACAAUUUGAUAAUAAUGUCUAAUGUAAUGUGAUCUUUACCCUGAUUUUGAAACUAUCAGAUACAAAAGAGAAAAAUACCUAGAAGAAAUUCAAUUGCAAUAAAUGCAGUAAGGUUUAGAAAUUUAUAUAUUUAAACACAGUCACCCAAGGGUAGGGUGUCAGAAUGUUUUUUGGAUGUAGUAAGUUUGUUUUUAUUGAAUGCUGCCAUUCUAUGUAUUGUUUUUUAAUUACUUAGAUUCCUUAGCCAUGUGGCAGUCUAUUAAGCCAUUAAUAUUAAAAUAGAGCAGUCUAAUCUCGGGCUUCUUGUAAAAAGUUAACUGCAAGGCUGCUAAAUUCUUACUUGAAAAUUUGGUGUUAUAUUUAAUUAAAGUACAUUCUUGAAAAUUA